CCGCAGAUUCUGCUUCUAAACACGAAUCCAGACGAUUUUCUUACUCGCAUUAGUAUGUCACUUGUCUGUUUAGUAUCACAAAACACCAUUAUAAUUAAGCACAUUUCCUUUUACUUUCUUUUCUCUCAAUUUUUGGUGUUGAAAAAAGAGACUUGAUCAUUCAUGGUGAUGAACAAAGGCUUUGAAACUAACGCCCAUAGAUGGGCUGGAAAGGCCAAAUUUGCCCAGCAAAGAGCAGCUACGGUUCUCAGACCAAGACCCAUUAAUGAAAACCAAAGUGGGUCUGGUUCAGACAUGGACAUUUGCUCUGAUUCAGAGUUUUCUCCCCAAGAUCACAAAGGUUUCUUCUCAAAAUCCCAAUUUUCAAGCCAAAAUAAACCGAGUGAUAAUGGGUCAUUGAAAGUUAAAAAAGUCUUUGGCGAAGAUGAAUGGUCAGACUCUGCUACUAGUACUGAGAUUUCGUUUACUCAGACAUCGGAGGGUUAUUGCUCUUCAAGAGUUGCCUCAAAGUUUAGUCAUGAUACAUUAAGUGCUCCUCCACUGGUUGAUUCUGGUUCUGAGAUGAGUCAAAGUGUUGACCAAAUUCCAAUCCUCGGAGGACAUCACAAACCUUAUCAGGCUGAUGUUGAUUUGGAAGUUGAUGGAUUUAAGGUUUCUAAACCUGUACGCCUCCCAGCAUUUCAAGCAAGGUUGGCCAGUGAGCAAGGAACUUGGUGUGCUGUGGUUUCUUAUGAUGCGUGCGUCCGCCUUUGUCUCCAUGUAUGGGCUUUGCGUGGUUCUAGUGAAGUUCAUUGUUUCUUGGAGAAUGAAUGUGCAUUGCUGAGAGAUGCAUUUGGUUUGAGGCAUGUACUAUUGCAAUCAGAGGAUGAGUUACUGGAAAAACGAUCUACAGAGCUAGUGAGCCAGGGAGCUGCUCAAAAAACUAGGAAAACGUCUGGUAAAAUAAAACUGCAAGUCCGCAAAGUUAAAAUUGGUUUGGAGCCACCUCCAUCUUGCUUUGUUUUGUCGACUCUGAAGUCGUCAAUAGUCGAGAAUGAAUCGUUACAAAGACGAUACCUCAAUGUUAAAUCAAUUCUGUCAUCUACCUGCAAGUCUAUUAAAAGAGUCCAUGUAGCUCCUCAGGUUCCUGCAAAUGCUUCCUUGUCUAAUCGGAGUUUGGCUUACCUGCAUGCUAGCACCAAGUACAUGAAACAGGUUUCUGCGGUGUUGAAAAUUGGGGCUACCAAUUUAUGCAGCAGUUCUUUGUCAUAUGAUCAUCAAGUAGUUCAAGAAACAUAUUCUUGCUUGUUAAAGAUGAAGAGUUCACCCGAUGAGGAUUCAGUUCGACUGCGACCAGGAUCUGGUGAAGACUAUGUAUUCUUUCCAGAUGGUCUUGCUGAUAAUUUGAUUGUUGAAGUACGAGAUUCUAAGGGAUGCUAUUAUGGUCGUACCUUAGUUCAAGUGGCUGCAAUAGCUGAUAGCCUGGAAGACAAACUGAAAUGGUGGCCAAUAUAUAGUGAUCCGGAGCAUGAACCUGUUGGAAGAGUGCAAUUGUACAUAAACUAUACAACCACUCUUGGUGAAAGUAAUCAUCCAAAGUGUGGCUCUGUUGCGGAAACAAUGGCAUAUGACUUUCUGUUAGAAGUUGCAUUGAAAGUUCAACAAUUUCAUCAGAGAAAUUUGUUACUAAAAGAUCCAUGGAGGUGGCUGGUGAUUGAAUUUGCAUCUUACUAUGGAGUGUCAGAUGCCUACACCAAACUAAGAUAUCUUUCACACAUCAUGGAUGUGGCUACACCCACAGAGUACUGUCUGAACUUGGUUUAUGAUUUGAUGUCCCAUGUGCUUAUGAAGGAAAACAGCAGGAGUACCUUAAGUCAUCAGGAGAAACGCAUACUGGCGGACAUAGAGGAUCAAGUUAAGGACAUACUUGCUUUGGUUUUUGAGAACUACAAGUCGCUCGAUGAAUCUUCUCCAUCAGGGAUGAUGGAUGUUUUCGGACCAGCCAGCGGGUUGGUGGCGCCUGCCUUGGCACCUGCCAUCAAGUUAUACACCCUUAUGCAUGAUAUUUUGAGUCCGGAAGCACAGUUGAAGUUUUGCAGAUAUUUUCAGGCUGCUACAAAGAAGAGGUUAAGAAGGCAUUUGACAGAAACAGAUGAAUUUACACAGAGCAAUAGUGAGAGAACGCCAAUGGAUCUCCCAAUGUCUUAUGGGAAAAUGAAAUCUCUGAUUCUGAAUAUCAGAAAUGAAGUUUUCACAGAUAUGAAAAUUCACAACCAGCAUGUCCUUCCAAGUUUCAUCGAGCUUCCAAAUAUUUCUUCAUCCAUAUACAGUGUGGAGCUCGGCAGUAGAUUGCACGGUUUCCUUGUUGCAUGCCCUCCUCCCGCCCCUUCACCUCCUGUUUCCGAACUUGUUAUUGCAGCAGCAGACUUUCAAAGGGAUCUUUCCCUGUGGAAUGUCAAUCCUGUCAAUGGCGGUGUUGAUGCAAAAAAGUUGUUCGACCCACACAUAAACCUCUGGAUUCAAGAUAAGCGUCAUGAUUUACUUGACUUUUGCAAACAAGAUAAGGUUAAAGCAUGUGGUGUUGGAACACAAAAUUCAACGACACCUUUCAUUGAUGAAAUGUUUGUCCGUCUGGAGGCGACAAUCAAUGAAUACCAAAUCAUACUUUGCCGAUGGCCAGAGUAUAUUUCACUUUUGGAGAAUGCGAUUGCAGAUGUUGAGAAAGCAACUGUUGAAGCUGUAGAGAAGCAAUUUGGUGAUGUUUUGUUACCACUGAAGGAUAAUCUGACAAACAAAAUAUUUGGCCUCAAAUAUGUCCAGAGACUAUCUAAAGGAACAGUUAACACCUAUUUGGUCCCAGAUGAGUUAGGAAUUUUUUUAAAUUCUAUGAGGAGGUUGCUAGAUGUGCUGUGCCCAAAAAUAGAUAGCCAGAUGAAAUCUUGGAGUUCUUGCAUACCUGACGAUGGACGAGCUGUCAUAGGAGAACAUCUUAAUGAUGUAAAAGUGAUGCUGAGAUCCAAAUUUAGAAGUUAUGGGCAGGCAAUUGUAGAGAAACUUGCCGACAAUACUAAGGUGCAGAGUUCAACAAAGUUGAAGAACAUAAUUCGCGACUCAAAGGAGGCAGAAUCUGAUGUUCAAAGCAGAAUGCAGCCCUUGAGGGAUCUUCUUAUAAAGACAAUACAUCAUCUUGAUUCUGUUGUGGAGCCUACAGUGUUCGUACAAAUCUGUAAAGAAUUCUGGGAACGAAUGGGACAGGAUAUGUUGCAUCUUCUGGAAGAUGGGAGAGAGAAGGGAUCUUGGUACAAAGGCUUACGGGUUGCAGUGUCCAUUUUGGAUGACAUAUUUGCAUCAGAAAUGCAAAAAUUACGUGGGAAUUCAUUGCAAAGGAAAGACCUUGAGCCACCAGGAUCAAUAAGAGAGAUUCAUUCCAUGUUGUGCAAAGAUGCUCAUUAUUAGAAGUCAAACCACAAUGGCACAAUCGUCAUAUCCACUUUUCCUCUAUUCAGGCGUAAGCCUGCCUCGUCAUUUUUUGUAGGCACUCAAUCUGUUUCAGUCUUCAUCAUAUGUUUUAUUUUAUUACUAUUAUUUUUAUUAUAUAUAAUAUAUUUGUAUAGAUUGUGCCAUCACGCCUCCGUGGUGGCUGUGAUUUUUUUGCUUUUAUUUUUUUUUAUUUUUCCUUUUAUUUUAUCAUUCCUUGUUGAGAAUAUAAAAUAUUUAGAGCUAAUACCGUAGGCUCCCCCAAUUUUGGUGUUGGGAUAGCAUGAUGGCGUGGGGAUGUAUAUAAUUCCAUACUGCAGCUAUAAAUGAUAAAUCUGAUAUAUAACUUUUGCCA
Messenger RNA from Morus notabilis, 3811 nucleotides. RefSeq lists its product as uncharacterized. The coding region runs from base 163 to 3435 and encodes 1090 amino acids. The record is from RefSeq and is a predicted model, not a curated record. The transcript has 21 exons. NCBI's taxonomy places the organism in Eukaryota, Viridiplantae, Streptophyta, Magnoliopsida, Rosales, Moraceae.